Molecule: messenger RNA, 447 nt
Organism: Rangifer tarandus platyrhynchus (Svalbard reindeer)
Lineage: Eukaryota; Metazoa; Chordata; Mammalia; Artiodactyla; Cervidae
Source: the annotation of a GenBank genome assembly
AUGUGUGGAAGAGAUGCACCUUUCCUACUCCAAGCCGCUAGGGGCCGCGUUCGCACCAAAACCGUAAAGAAGGCGGCCCGGGUCAUCAUUGAGAAGUACUACACGCGCCUGGGCAAUGACUUCCACACCAACAAGCGGGUGUGCGAGGAAAUCGCCAUUAUUCCCAGCAAGAAGCUCCGCAAUAAGAUCGCAGGCUACGUCACACAUCUGAUGAAGCGGAUUCAGAGAGGCCCGGUGAGAGGUAUCUCCAUCAAGCUGCAGGAGGAGGAGAGAGAGAGGAGAGACAAUUACGUGCCUGAGGUCUCAGCCCUGGAUCAGGAAAUCAUUGAAGUAGAUCCUGACACUAAGGAAAUGCUGAAGCUCUUGGACUUUGGCAGUCUGUCCAACCUGCAGGUCACUCAGCCUACAGUUGGGAUGAACUUCAAAACACCACGUGGAGCUGUUUGA